This is a messenger RNA of Mycena indigotica, 4944 nucleotides long. RefSeq lists its product as uncharacterized. Lineage: Eukaryota; Fungi; Basidiomycota; Agaricomycetes; Agaricales; Mycenaceae. The record is from RefSeq and is a predicted model, not a curated record. Gene Ontology annotation, molecular function: protein serine/threonine kinase activity; ATP binding; protein binding. The transcript has 16 exons. Gene Ontology annotation, cellular component: phosphatidylinositol 3-kinase complex, class III, type II; late endosome; phosphatidylinositol 3-kinase complex, class III, type I. Gene Ontology annotation, biological process: macroautophagy; protein phosphorylation; protein targeting to vacuole. Bases 1 to 4944 code for a protein of 1647 amino acids.
AUGGGCAAUGCUCACUCAGGCUCGACCUUCACACGUACUACUGCGGCACUCGAUUCUUUCGUCGCAGAACUUGGUUCAGACAUCAUCUACGAUAAGAGCUUAGGAUCCGCGCGUUUUCUCAAAACAGUGAAAUGCCGACAUCGAAAUAGCUAUCUUGUUGUCAAAGUCUUCAUCAAACCCGACCCUGGCCUGUCGUUGCGCAACUACCAUCGAAGAUUGAAAGCCGACCGGGAAGCUUUGACGGACAUUGCGAAUGUGUACAACUAUCAGUCAUUUGUGGAGACAGAGAGGGCGGGGUAUAUCGUUCGACAAUGGAUUGCGAGCAGUCUGUAUGACCGGAUAAGUACCCGCCCGUUCUUGAGCAUAAUAGAGAAAAAAUGGAUAACCUUUCAACUUCUAAACGCCCUCCGCGACGCACGCAACCGCAAGGUAUCUCAUGGAGACAUUAAAUCGGAGAAUAUCCUCGUCACAUCGUGGAAUUGGGUCUACCUGUCCGACUUUGCAUCCUACAAACCGACCUACCUACCACUCGAAGAUCCCUCCGACUUCUCGUUCUACUUUGAUACUUCAGGACGUCGAAUUUGCUAUAUUGCACCGGAACGUUUUUAUACAGCCGCCAACAAUCCAGAUAUCAGCGCGAAGAAAUCCAAGCUAGACGAGACGGAGGGCAAACGCGACGGGAAAGUCACAGAAGCGAUGGACUGCUUCAGUGCUGGUUGUGUUAUUGCAGAGCUCUUCCUUGAAGGGGCACCGCUUUUCACUCUCAGCCAGCUUUUCAAUUAUCGUGAUGGCCAAUAUAACGUCGACAGCUAUCUUGCGCCAAUCGAAGACGAGGGUAUCCGGAAUGUGAUCAAGCAAAUGAUCAGUCUCGAGCCCAGUGCGAGGCCGACUUUCGACACCUUGUUGCAUACUUCUCGAGGAUCUGUCCUCCCAGAGUCAUUCUACUCAUUCCUGCACAACUACGUGUCCUCCGUCAACGACCUUCCCUCUAAUCCGCCUUUUUCAAAUACGACGUCAUCUACCCAAACUCCCGGGCCUCUUACUCCCACCGUUUCUGGAACCAACCUGCGAUCGAAUUCAUCACUGAACCCCAAUCCCACGGCGGUCAUCGAGUCGUCUACCGAUGUGCUGCCAAGCGACUCCGACCAUCGAAUGGAAAGGAUCUGGGCAGACUAUGAAAGCGUCGAAACCUACCUUAUUCCCGAAUCCGCCGAAGAAACGGUGAUGGAUGUGAAGGUCGAGUAUAACUCGACUAUCGGGAUGUCCCGUCCUUUCCAGGAUAUUCUACCGAUUGAGAUUCACAUCCCAAAUCGGGAAUCCAAGCUUCGUGGAACUCUCAACCAAGGCUUGCGCGCAUCUGAAGACGGACCUGCGCUUAUCAUUUUGGCGUUGGUCACUGCGAAUGUCCGGAACUGUGCUCUGCCGAGCUCCAAAGUCCAAGCAUUAGAUGUCUUUCUGGCACUAGCGUCUCAUCUUACGGACGAAGCCAAGCUCGACAGGAUGCUGCCAUACAUUGUCGAACUACUCCACGAUGACUCAGCAACAGUUCGUUCUGCAGCCAUGCGCACUAUGGUUCAAGUGCUCAUGAUGGUCACCGUUAUAACUCCAUCGAACGCCCUGAUAUUUCCUGAAUACAUCUUACCCAACAUCAAAUAUGUUGUCCAAGACCCCGAAGUUUCCGUUCGUUGUACGUAUGCGCAAUGCAUCGUCCAUCUGGCCGAUACUGCAGUGCGUUACUUGGAGAUGGGGCAGGCUUUAAAGGCCCACGGGACGUUCAAGCUCGCUCCAGAAGCGGUCGCCCAGCAAGAGUAUGAUAACGCGAGAUUUGAGGUUUCAUACGACGCGAGCAUGCAAGACCUUCAAAACAACAUCCAAGAACAUUUGUCCGCCCUUUUAAUGGACUCCUCCAGUGUCGUGAAGCGAUCCGUUCUCCACAACAUUUCGUCGAUGUGUGUGUUCUUAGGGUGGCAAAAGACCAACGAUGUUGUUUUAAGCCACAUGAUCACCUACCUCAAUGACCGCGACUGGUUGCUUCGUUAUGCGUUUUUUGAGAGUAUCGUGGAUGUCGUCGCUUGCGCAGGAGGCAGGAGUUUGGAGGAGUACAUAUUGCCGUUGAUGAUACAAGCGCUCUCCGGCAUAGAUGUGGAGGAGACUGUCGUCGCCAAAGUUCUUGUAGCGUUGACCAGUCUCUGCGAGCUUGGCCUUUUCAAGAAGAUGCGGAUUUGGGAGCUCAUGACGAACACGUUGGGUUUUUUAUACCAUCCCAAUGUGUGGAUACGACAGGGUGCUGCUGCAUUUAUCGUUUGUGCAACAUCCCACCUUCCUGAAAGCGAUGCAUGGUGUAUCAUUUACCCAUCUCUCCGUCAUUUCCUCAAGUCUGAUAUCGUUACUCUCGAUGAGCAAAGUCUUUUGUCAGCAAUGAAGCCUCCCUUAUCGCGCCAAGUUUUUGACGCCGCCGUGCAAUGGGCAAUGAAGUCGGACAAAAGCUCUUUUUGGCGAGGACAGCGGCGAGUUCCGAGUAGGAACGAGUCGCCUCGGGAGAGUGUCCUGUCCCUUCGCAAGACUGGCACCGUUUCUCGUGGUCCGAAGUCAGACGAGGACGAUGCACAGUUUGCUAAGCUUCAACAACUAGGAAUGACCUCAACAGAAGAGGUCAAGCUGCUCGCAAUGAGAGAGUAUAUUAUCAGGCUAGCCAACGCAACUUCCAGUUUCGCGUCUCGUGUUAGUUUCGAGCCAGAAGCCGACAAGAACCUUAAAUCUAUCGGGGACAUCGAGCUACCGAAACUGGGUGUUGUACCUCAGACGGUCUUUCUCAAAUCACGAUCCAGUGAUUUUGGCAAUCGGAGACUAUCUCACGCGCGAAGAACUUCGGCCCUCACCACGCCUCUUCUUAGUCCUAACCGUAUGUCGGACCAUGGCAGCAUCGCACCGUUCGAAGACCUGCGACGGCGUCUCGCCACGAUCAAUGGCUCUAGCUCUUCCAUUAUUCUUAGCCCUCCACGCAAUGCUACCAUGUCACCAUCCCUCUCCAUUUCAUCUGCUGCCGCCGUCGCAGUAGGUGCUCCAUCACCCAUCGAAAGACCUGUCAGUCCAACGGACUCUGUUGUGUCGACUACAAAUUCUACCACUUUCCGACCACUAAGUCGGAUGCAAUUGGGCGGGACAACGGAUAGUCAAAAGGCCGCUCCCGCUGUAGGAUCCUCGAAAACCAAUGCGAUCGGAUUACUUGAUGGACGCGUCAAACUACGAUCAGACGGAUCACCGGAACGAUCAGGCACCACAUCACCCCUAUCAAUGUCGACAACCACGAUUCGGGGUCCGACACGUUCUCGUGUUCCGUCCUUACAACCAAUCUCCACUUACGAUGGCCAAGAAGCCGGAAUUAGUAAUCUGCUGGAAAACCUCUAUCUUGACAAUAACCGGGAACUGCAGAACGAUUUUGGUCCCAACGUCCAUGAAGGCCCUGUACGGCGCCGGAAUGCGGUCCGGCAUACUUUCCAAGCCCGGGAAGGCGCGAAACACACAGAAGCAACCCUUGUUUCUCACCUCACUUCGCACUCUGAUGCCAUCAAUGGUCUCGCCGUUUCGCCUGAUCACAUGUUCUUUGUAUCCGCAUCAGACGACAAGACGGUCAAGGUUUGGGACACAGCACGUCUCGAGCGUAAUGUAACGACGAAACCGAGGCACACCUAUGGUCAACACCAUGCGAAAGUCAAGUGUGUCUGUAUGCUUGAAGGGGUACAUUGUUUUGCAAGCGCGGCGGACGAUGGGAGUCUCCAUAUUGUGCGGGUUCAUGUUACCCAAACCGGGUCACUGCCAAAAUAUAACAAGCUGCAAGUGAUUCGCGGGCACCAGGUAGAGCACGCUGCUCAGGGCGAGUUCAUUACUUGUAUGACCCAUUAUAACACCGAUUCUGGCUCGCAUCUCGUUUAUGCCACCACACAUUCGAAUAUCACCAUUCUUGAUCUGAGGACGAUGGAUGUCGUGCAAACGAUGGAAAACCCAAGACAUCAUGGCCCCAUUACUUGUCUUUGCAUUGACCGACGACGGUCUUGGAUUGUUGUGGGAACCUCAACAGGCGUGCUGACGCUAUGGGAUCGGCGUUUUGGGCUGCUGCUCAAAAGUUGGCAUGUCGGUGUUGCGUCAACUGGCCGGUUCGUCCGGAUACGCCAAUGUGUCGUCCAUCCUUCGAAAGGUCGCGGGAAAUGGGUGAUGGUGACGGUAGAGGGCUCGAGGAAGAAUGAUCGAACGUUUACCAACCUGGUCGAGGUGUGGGACAUCGAAAAGGCAUUGCUGGUGGAGACCUUUGUUGCGCGCCAGAGCGGAGAAGAGACAUUGGCUGAGCCGCAUGAAUUGACCGGAGUCGAUGCAGAUAUGACUCCUGCUGCUGCCAUCGCUGCUCUUGUUACUUCACGACAAGCCAUUCCGCCUGACCCAUCGCAAAGUACAUUCCACGAUGAGCUUCUCCCGCCACCCUCGGCUGAUGUUCGUGCUUUGGUCGUCGGUGUCGACUUCGGUGGUCAUGUUGGCGUCCAUCGCUCUGACCUGGCUGAGGGUGUGGAGGCUGGUGGGCACGGCCGCAGAGGGUUCAUGAUUUCGGGUUCUGAAGACCGAAAACUCCGGUUAUGGGACCUCGCCAAGCUAGACAGAACGACCGUCCUCAGUGGCCUUGACUCUGAGGCCGAGCGCCCGACAUAUACCUCCUUCUCCUCCACUACUGCGUCCACCUAUGUGGAGACUUGGGCAGACCCAGCUACAACAGCCAGCCAGAGUAACCGGCCCGCGCAACGGAUGUCGUUGAUCACGCAUACACAGCAGAAUUUGCUCAAAGCCCAUCAAGAUGUCAUCACGGCGCUCGCCUGUAUUGAUUCACCUUUUCGAGCGGGUGUUGUCAGUGGAGAUAGGGCAGGGGUAAUUAAGGUCUGGAGGGUUGAACUAUCGUAG